GUUUCACUGAAAUUUCCGGAACUAAGCAUGCUAAGUCGAAGUCCGUGCUAAGUCUUUGGCAUGUUUGGCCUACAGUCAGUUCAACCUACAUCAUAGGUUCACUACCGCGUACCGUGACUACAGUGCAGUACAGGCCCAGCCUGUUGUGUGCAAUAACAAAACAAAGUGAAGUCAUGUCUUGCUCAGUUUGAUUUGUAAGUGCAAGGCCAUGGAGGAGGUAGAAAGGUUUACGUUGAAAUGAGUAUGACAUGUAUGAUGUGUGACAUCAUGCUCAGUAACUGUAAGGUUAAGGUUAAUGUUGUGAAAAGAGGGCAGGGUUUUGAGUUUUGGGAGUAAUUGCAGAAUACCCGGUCCCCCGCCACUCUAAAAUUACACGAAUGACCCCCUUGAAAUUGUUGGCUACGUUCACAUCACAUGUCAUGCCACCAUUGUUGUUGUUCAGCUGGCUGCAACUUUGUAACCUACCCAUGAUCUACUGUGUGACUUCGACAUCAACAUUAAGCAGUCGUAACGGAUCUAUCACCAGCCCCGUCUAACUGCUGCAAGACAAAAUCCUUACAGCAGGAAAAUACUUCACAGUAGGAGAUCUGGGUUAGACCAUGAGUCGCUCAGCUGCUGCAGGUGUUGCCUCAUGUUUCCUUACAAGGUAGCUGGAGUUCUCAUCAGACAAAUGAGAAGGAUGAGACGUCAGUAUCAAGUGCUCAUUCUGCUUGCUAUUGGUGUAGUGUUUCUCUGCCUAUCACGAGUCUUGACAGGCUCUUCCACUGAUGAGUUUCAACAGUUAGAAGUGCCAAGACAUGCCCAGUCUCAAUCCCAUGAUAAAACAGUGGGUGAGAAAGUCCUCUAUGAGAAAUCUACAGUGUGCAACAACCGACGGAUAUGUCGCCUUGGUCAAGUGGGCUUCCAUUUAAUGACAGGGUUUGAAAAUUCACAGAAACCCUACAUUUGCCUCAACAAUCAAAUAGUUUUGAAGGAUGAAGAUUCAGGCAGAGGACUUAAUAUGGUCGUCAUGGAUGGUAAUAUUAAAGAGGUGGUUGUUAGCUGGCAUGCUGACACAUAUUCUGAAUCUCCACCUUCUCUGAUCAACUUCUUGAAAAAAAUUGCUGCCAAAGAUGUGCUCAUCAUUGUUACUGCUGAUGAUGCAUUCCGUAUGUUGUCCAAAGAAGUCAAAGACAUUUUAUCCAAGGACUUCAACAGUCAAUAUAUAAACCAACUGGCUUACAGGUCAUCCUGGGUGUUUGUUGGACAGAAGGGGAUUAGAACAUCAGCUGGAAUUGAAAAGUUGAACUUGAUACACGGGCAGUGGGCUGAACGAAUUGAACUCCGUGGAUGCUUGGCAUUACCCAUGAACACCAAUGGCAGUGAGAUAGAGUCACGACGUGACCUUUCCAGUAACUGUAAUAUACCAGAUUGUGGGAAUGAUAAAGUUUCACUACAUGUUGUAGCUGGUGAUGCUCAUGGUGCUGUGCUACAAACACCAAGUGUCUGUGUUGAUGGUAAAAAGGUGAUGGGCCCAGAGAAGACAAAAAAUUAUAAACCAGGCUCCCGAGGGUUAAACUGCAUCAUCUUUGACACUGUGCAGAUGAAAGUUGUAAAAAUUGGACGUUUUGACACUUACGAAUCAGUUGUUGAUGAGGGCCUCUUUCAGAAAUUCUUAGAGGGAGUGGAGGUGGGGCAAAUCGUCAUAAUAGCAACGCAUGAUGAGGCAUCCAGAAAGAUUUCGUUCAAAACCAAGGCUCUGAUGAAAGCUUUUGGGAGUAGCAGGAUUGAGGAUCUGAAUUUCCGGGACACCUGGGUGUUUGUCGGUCAGAGAGGAAUCCAAGGUUAUACUCCCUAUGAGAAACUGGGCUUCAGGCAAGGAUCAAAAUGGGGGUCGAAGAUGGAAAUCAAGGAAUGUAUUCCCACCAAAAUUGUAGGAGCGUCUGUGGUGUCUUCUAUUGGCAAUCGAAAACGGCAAGAAUUCUGCAAACAGUAUGACAAUUACCCUGAGUUAUGUUCUGACAAAAAUGUAAACAAAACCUUGCGACCUUUGCCUCUUGAUGACUCAACACUGACAAGUAAUCCUGCUUACAAUCUGCCUAUUGUUGUCGUACCAGGGGUGGAAUUGGAACCUCUUCAGAAGUGUUUGUCCUCGCUGAUUGCUGUGCCUGGUCUAAAGCCUAACAAUGUCUUGGUGGUACUGAAUGGUAAUUUUCCUGAGCCAAAUGAACUAGUCCGGUUGUAUGACUUUGCCAUAGAGUACAUCAAACCACAGGCAGACUAUGCAGCUUUCCUGUAUGAUGCCAUCUCUCGUGCACUGGAACUUUUCAAGGGUAAGGAGAAUCUAAUUAUCCUGGAAGAUUAUCUAGAGGUGACUCCAGACUUCUUAAGGUAUUUCUCUCAGACAUUGCACAUGCUGGCCAAGGACCCGACUCUUCUGACUGUAUCUGCCUGGAAUCCUAACGGAUUUGUCAGUACAUCAGGUGAUGAAACUCUUGUGUAUAGGACGGAUGACUUCCCAGGAUUUGGAUGGAUCAUCCGUCGGUCUCUAUGGACAGACAGGAUGCAGAAACAGAAGGAAUGUUGCACCUUACCUACCUGGAGGGGCUGGUCCUUAGGAGACCUCAUGGGAGGUGGGUCUAUCAUACCUGAUGUGUCAAGGGUCAAACGGAUCAAAAGACAAGGAGGGUAUUACGAGGACAAACCUUUCAUGGUGCGUUACUUGAUCAACCGAACAAGCUCCAGUGCUGGUCUUCUGUCGGAACCAACUAUGGUCUACAAAUUAGAUGCCAAAGAGUAUGAGAAAGAACUCCUUCGUCUUGUCACUCAAAGUGUGCCAUUGAAACCAACUGAAUUUACCAAGUGCCUAACUGGAGGCAAACUGUCACUAAAAUUGGAAACUCAUGCUAAAAAAAUUUAUGCGGUUUUCUAUGAGCAAGACUCAGUUGAUGACCACACACUGCUUCUACAGCUAUGCAAAUGUUUUGGUCUGUUUGUGUUUGAAGAUACCCCUUUGUAUAACUUGCAUAAGGGAAUUGUAAGAUUUACUCACAGGGGAAAUCAUGUCAUCUUGAUUGGCAGUAAAACUGUUUACUUUGACAACCGCCCAAAGUCAGCAGAAGUUCUCUCAAAUCAUGGCAAUACUAAUGACAAAGGUUGAUGGAAUGAAAAUUUCAGGCAAAAGGCAGAUAGCAAUUAUUCCAGGAUAUAGCAGUCAUUUUUUAUGUGCAGCGUAAGAAAUCUUUCCCUUUUAAAUUUUUUACACAUUGUUUUAUUAUUUUGCCAUGAAUGUGACACAAACUUUGUGCAUUUAAUAAUUUGGGCUAAGUUUAGAUGUUGUGUUUUUGGGGGGGUCAAAUAUCAAUUUAUCAUCCUAGCUGCAUAUCCCCAUUUGAAGAUUUUUCUUUAGAGAAUACAUAGAGAGAAUUGUGUGGACUUUCUCUCACAAUAAGACACGUACCUUGCAUUACAUCAUUGCUGUAAGUUUGUUACUUUUACUUUAUAAUGUAAUAUCAUGUUUGCUGAUACAGGGUUCUAUGGCAGUCUUGUGGGUACCAUCCUAUCCUAACAUGCUUAGGGCCACAUAUGAAGCCAGAUAUAGGAAGGAGAGUACCUCCACCUUUGUGUUGGUCAUUGUUUAAUCAGAAUCUCAGGAAUUCUUUACAGAC
Molecule: messenger RNA, 3647 nt
Organism: Acanthaster planci (crown-of-thorns starfish)
Lineage: Eukaryota; Metazoa; Echinodermata; Asteroidea; Valvatida; Acanthasteridae
Product: protein O-linked-mannose beta-1,2-N-acetylglucosaminyltransferase 1-like
Biological process (GO): protein O-linked glycosylation via N-acetylgalactosamine
Cellular component (GO): Golgi membrane
Molecular function (GO): beta-1,3-galactosyl-O-glycosyl-glycoprotein beta-1,3-N-acetylglucosaminyltransferase activity
Source: RefSeq, a predicted model, not a curated record